UUCUAUCCUUACAGUAAGCGACUUUCAAAAUACAAAUUCAGAUCCAAAAACAGAAUUCCUCUUCCUUCUUUUUCACGCUACUAACAAAUCCAACAUUUCCCCCUUAAUCUAGCACUCCCUCAUUCUCUCUCUACACUUCCAACCAGGCGGAAAAGGAAGGCUGUUAGCAAUGGCGACAGUCCGAGUGUUUUCUAUCACAAUUGUCUUUGCUAUUCUGUUUGUUCAACAAUGUAUCUGUACAGAUUCGCCCGCACCAGCACCGGAAUCCGGUGCUGAUGUGGCUUCCUCUCCACCGGAGAGUCCUGCUCCGUCGCCUUUAUCAAAUCUAACUUCUCCUCCAGCUCCUCCACCGUCAGAUCUCCCUUCGGAUUCAUCUCCGGCGCCAUCACCGGUGAAUGAUGGUACUGCCUUCAAUAUCUUCUCUUAUAUUCCCUCAGUUAACUUUUACUCGUCACAUUUCGCACAUUUCGCUUUUCGAGUUGCUAUUAUUUUGCUAAUAAAUGACUCUAUUAUUGUGGUGUUACCUUUGCUUCAUACUGCUACUUCAAAAGAUUCACCGUCUCCAGCACCAGCUCCAAAUUCUGAAGUUGCAAGUGAUAUAAGCCACGAGAGUGCUGAGGAUUCGAAGGAAUCGUCUAGUGGUGGAAUGACCAGCGGGAAGAAGGCUGGAAUAGCAGUUGGAGUUAUCGCAGCCGUUUGUUUUGUUGGUCUUGGUGCAUUGGUGUAUAAGAAGAGGCAACAGAAUAUUCAACGAACACAGUUCGGGUAUGAUGCUAGGAGAGAAAUUCUUUAGGUGAUUCUAUAUAUCAUAUGCGUUCAGUUUAUAUAGAUAACAUAUACUAUACUGCAUUGAUUGAUCUUCAUGAUUAGAUUUGUUGCAUUUGGAAUUUGUACGACAAUAUUAUUAGAUUUAUUUGAUUCUUUACUCACUGUACUA
Lycium ferocissimum is the source of this 937-nucleotide messenger RNA. RefSeq lists its product as uncharacterized. The transcript is spliced from 3 exons. The record is from RefSeq and is a predicted model, not a curated record. NCBI's taxonomy places the organism in Eukaryota, Viridiplantae, Streptophyta, Magnoliopsida, Solanales, Solanaceae. The coding region runs from base 170 to 793 and encodes 207 amino acids.